Molecule: messenger RNA, 4968 nt
Organism: Leucoraja erinaceus (little skate)
Lineage: Eukaryota; Metazoa; Chordata; Chondrichthyes; Rajiformes; Rajidae
Product: protein FAM149A-like
Exons: 16
Coding region: 353-3016 (887 amino acids)
Source: RefSeq, a predicted model, not a curated record
ACGAGAAGAUUUCAGCUAUUUCCUCAACCUAAGAUGUGCCUGUAACAGCAGUUAAACCAGCAAAAAUUGCCAAUCAAGACUGUUUUCCUCAACAAUUCCUUGGGCACUGUCCGGCCUUUUGGCAAAUACUUCACUUUCGGUCAGUGAAGGAAAACUCGUCUUCACUGUUUCUUGGAGCUGUAGUAUGAUUCGCCAGGCAGAUUGCUAAAAUAACUUUGUUUGCUCUUUCUUGCAACUGGCCGGGGGGGAAAACCCCAAAUUACAUGAUAGUUCAUUGUCGAAUGAUCCUGGUGCUCGGAUCCCUGUAUCCGAGCUGAUUAUUCUGCAUUUUUGUAUAUUUAUUUAAAAAAAAAUGAAGGUUGCAGUGUUGGACUUGGGAACCAUAUUUGCAAAGAUCUUCACGGCCUCUGGUUCUCCUGUGGUACAUCCAGCUGGUUCUUCAAGCAGCGGGUCCCCAGCCUCUCCGCGUGGUCCAUUGCUCUCGGUGUCUUCAUCUAAAGCAACACUCUUCACGUCUUCCCUGUUCAAUGCCUCAGGGAAAGCCUCAGUGCUGGCUGGGGCGGCCUCUGGUCCCGAGUACUCAGCCGUGUUGAAAGUGUGCAGCGCCUCUCCGCUUCCCUCGGCCAGUGGGGCGAGAGCGGCCGGGCUGAGCAGUGGGGCUGCAAACCAGACGCCGCUACGGCCGCCGCCGCCGCCGCCGCCGAGCUCCAGCUCCAGCUCCAGCCCGGUCGGACCAGGCGCUGCGAAACCCGCGCAAGCUCACAGUGGCGGAGGCGGCAGCGGCAGCAUCGGCAUCGGCAUCGGCAUCGGCAUCGGCAUCGGCAUCGGCAGCAGCGCUGCGAUGGGCAGCGCGGGAAGGUCUUCCGGACACGUCGCGGACAAUAUUAGCUGGAACCCGCCCAACAAACAGUAUCCCUUCGCUUUACCCGACAUCGGCGAAGAGUGGCUCACGGACACCGAGUCAGUGGAAGGUAGCAACGAAAAGAAAGGUUUGUCAAAAGGAAACAGUGACUAUCUUCCUGAGAAAACAAGUGAUUCUCUUCCAACUAAUUUCACAAAACAUGUCCAAGGAGCAAUUCAUAGUUACAACAGUAGUGAAUCCAUUGCAUCAGAAUCGUCUGCUGGCCAUAGUCCUCCAACAGACCUUAACAAUUCCUGGUUUGGAAUUCAAAGCUAUACGACAAGCCUGUCCACUGAAUGUAGUUCAGUGUACUCCUGGAGAGAUGAUGAAUUUGACAAAGCAAACACGCAGACAGUGCAUCAACUUUUCUGGGAAAUCGAUGAGAUGCUGUUUGAGGGAAAGGUGAGCAGUUGUACUGAAAGCAUUCAAACUGAGUGUCGAGAAUGGACAGAACGUUCGCCCCAGCUUAGGAUAUUGGGAACCCAACUCUUGCUGCCAAAAGAUGAAGGUUUCCAGCAUUUCCAGAGCAGAGGAAACAGCUCCAUGGUAACUAGGACGUUACCUAGUUCCUGUGAAAGCACCAGCGAUGUGAAAGAGCUUAGCCUCUCAGGAGUACGUCUGCUUCCUACGCACUCUCCCUUCAACAGCUCAAACUCCACAAUGAGUUCCCUUGACUCGGAUUGCUCUGUUUUCUCAUUCCUAGAAGAGGAGAUUUAUGAUGUGGAUGGUAAAAUUGAGGAGUAUUUUGCAUACGACAGUAAAGAAUGUAUUAGCGAAGAUGAGAGUUUAGAACAAAAGAAAGAUCAAGUUGCUCUGAGGAGAAAUAAACGGGGCAUUCCUCCCAUUUCUCCCAAUGCCUGCAUUAAAGAUGCUGUAUCUGCAGAGAUAUUUAAUGAUAUCUGGCGAGAUGUGAUUGAUGUAUUGGAAGAGCUGAUCAGGAAACACUGGCAAAACAACAUUUCAGGUGAGACAAAGCAAGCAGCAACCAUGCAGAGUUCAAUAAUGAGUAAACUGCCUCACAUCAACGACUCGCGGUUCAUUCUAACAAACUAUAGCGUUCCACCAUCAAGAGGUUCUGAGGCACGAUUCUUGGCACUAGGUACCUCCUCCUUCCAUUCUCAGGCUCAUCGUAUGGCAAACUCUUCUCGUAAUAAUUUAAAUGGUGUGAUGACGAUUCAAGCCAAGCCGCUUCAACAGAGACACGUGGGAUUUACUGAAAAAGCACAAUGUGACCAAGAUGACAAACAGUUAAGUACGGGCUCUGGUGUUUUGUCUACUGCAAGAAAUCGUGUGGGACGGACUGCGGAACACAGUGUUCUUUCAGCAUCCCGCAUCAUUCAGGCAUCUGCAAGAAAGACGGCGACACAACGAAAGCUGCCAUCACUUGGUUCAGAACUGCUAAAAUUGAAAGCCGCCAAUGUCUACAGUGAUGAGAUUCUUCGGGGAACUAAAUUUACAAAUGCUUCUGCAACUUACAAGAGCUCUCAACAUGUUGAAGUAAUUGCAAAAGCCCACAGUGCUGCAAGGCAUCAGGCAUAUCAGCCCUUCACACUAAAGAGACAUUCUGGAUUAGAUCAACUCUCUUCUCCUUCAGCACAAACAACUCGUCAUAACCAAUUACCACCUAUUAAUUCAGAUUCGGCAGAAAUGCACUUUCCCAUGCCUAUAUCAAGACAACAACUGAGAGGAAGAUUCCCACAUAGCCGAGUGUCAAGUGCAGUUGGAGAAGGCUCAGGCCGUCGGCCUCUCAGGGAGAGACCAAUUGCUUUGGACACAUCUUCAAGGCCAAAUACAACGCACACAUUUCGGUCUGAUACGCCUUUCAAGAGGUCGUUUACACCUAUGGACUAUGCCAGCCAAGCACGAUUAGGGCGGGCUUCCUUUACAGACCGUGCUGGUAUUGGUGUGACUGGCAUCAGCUUAGGAAUUUCUGCCUCUAGUUCCAAUUAUCACACUGAUUUCGUACAUCAUCAUCACCACCUGUCAAACCAGCCGCCCGCAGAAGGAGAUGAGGAAGAAUAUCGAACAAUGUGGGGACCACAAGUACAUCUCCAGUCCAAAACCUUCAACCGAUUUCCAACAAAUUCAAAAAAGCGAUCACAGGUGGUUUCGUAGGUACAGUAAGUCCACUGACUGGAGAAAUGAGACUACAGAGGUGACAAAGACAAUGUGAGGGCACAGACAACACUCGGAAGACACCCGACUUAAAGAAAACAAGAUGAAAAUCCAAAGAGUUUGAAGUGAAAAGACUUGCUUCAAUGAUCCUCAAUGGUUUCAAACAAUUAAUGAUACACUAAUGAGUAUUAGUUGUCUUCCUAUUAAUUAAUAUCCUAUUAACUAUUAUAAAAUAUUAAUUAAUAUUUUAAGCAAACUAUGCAACCAAAGCAUUUUUUUUACAGGAACUCUCCAGGUAAUUUUUCAGGACUUUAGGUAAUUCACUCUGGGAUUGUAGCAUUUGCAGAUAUCCUAUUGGAAAACCUGACUCCAUAGGUAGAGACAGACAGGAUUGGUGUUGGGGUAGCGUGUGGGGUUGGUCUGUUACACCCGGGCAACUGCCUGAGCUUGCACAUACUGAGCGGCAGGAAACUCAAUCCUCUGACAUGAGAAGCUAGCUCCACACUGCCUUACAUCUUUAUUCUGUGACCCUUUCAUUGGUUCUAAUAUACUGUUAAUACCUCAAUAGGUAACCUACAGAAAGGCAACUAGUUAGUACAUCAUGUGUUAACUAAAACAGAAUAGUUAUUGUUGAAACUUUAUGCUUAUUGAAUGCAAUGUGAGCAAGCUAAAAGGAAAUAUUUAGUUUGUAGUUAAGCUACAGAAAUGCAUUUUUUCCCUUUUUUGACGAAUACAACAUGUUGUAGAUUAUCAGUAUGCAAAGACAAAUUUAUGGCAUGCAUUUGCCAUUUUUCUCAAAUUUCACUGAGGCUACAUGAGUUUUAUUUUAUUUAUAUUAUUUAUAAAUGAAAAAUAUGUUUCUAAGGUAUUUUAAUAAUGUCUUGCACAUUUCAUUCCCAAAUGUAUUUAAUAUUACGUAAUCUAUUUAUUGUAUAUUGUAUUCAAAUACUCUAUGCAAUGACAACAACGGAGCUCGUAAACACUGGAAGCCAAUAACCUUUCCCUGUAAUUUGUUCAAAUUUUAUCAUGUUGUGAUUGAAUGGUGGAUUCAAAUUUUAAAUUGAUCACUCAAUCCUAAUUCAUUAGGCCAAAUCUUACUGAAGAAGGGCAUCUUGCUCAAAGUGCUUUCAAUUAGGAAUCAUAUUUUCCUAUGGUGAAGAUAAAUGGACAAUUGUUAUUCUAUGUUCGUUCUUCUGGGUGAGAUGCUAACUGCGUUUCGUUGUCUCUGUACUGUACACUGCACAAUGACAAUAAAGAUUGCACCUGAAUCUGAAUCUGACAAUUAAUGGGCGAGCUAGCUUAAAAAAGAGAAAUGCCAAGGAUGAGAUGCUAUUUGUACAAAGUAACAUAAAUCAAUCAUCGAGCAUUGGGAAUGUGCAACAGCAUAUUUUCAAUUUUCACAACAGGUUGGCUGAUUUGUGUACUAAUAUCUGCAUCAGUUUGUUUUAUUCUUGUUCAACUUUGUUUAAUUUUCCAGAAAGAUUUGGCCCAUGAUUUAAAAAAGAGAUGGUGAAGUGAGGAUCAACUGUUUUUUGUAAUUGGUCGAGACAAGUUUUGAUUGUGUUUUGAAGCAUUAAUUUGCCAAAUUUAGUUUGGAACUGUGCGCGUGUAGAUACAGUGAUUUUAAAAUGUACAGUUUGUGAUAUUGGCAGAUGAAUAUUUAAUUCAUUUGUAUGAUAUUCCUCUGCUACUUAUUUUAGUUGAGUAUUUCCAUUGCCUCUGUUGAAGCAGAACACCUUUCACAGAAAUUACAGUAUGUGUUUUUAAGUGUCUUUACCAUCAUUGUAAACUCUGACCACCAUUGUAAUCUCUGACUAAUACUGUUUGGGUUUUAUGGCGAGUCAUAAAAUAUGUUUUUAUAGAUACAAAAUAAUUUUGUUAUUUCAGAAAUCUUUCUUUGAUUCCUUGUGUAAAUAAACAAUGUUUCAUGAUCCAAUAAGAACUAGCUUCUG